AUGGCACUUUGUUUGGCUAUAUCACUUAUUGCUUGUCAAGACUUCAAUCCGUAUGAUCAAUUGGUUCGCUACAAAUGGUGGUAUCGACGUGGCUACAUGUCAUCAACUGGUCAUUGUUUUGAUAUUGGAGCAGCCACAAAAAAAUCUCUUCAAGAAUUUGAAAAGCGUCAAACAAAAUAUGCACAAGAUCAUGGCAUUGCUGAACAUCAAAUAGACUUUUUGCCCAAUCCUAAUCUUCCAGCGUUUGACGUCCGAUGCAGUAAAGAAGGUGUGGCUGGAAACGCACCCUUGAUGCGCAUCGCACCUGUACCGACCUUCUUCUUUCACGAUCCAGUAAAGGCCAUUGAAUAUUCUGGUAUGAGUGGAGAAAUCACUCAUGGAGAUGUCAAAGCUUAUGAUGCUUGUUGUUACUAUGGAGCUCUUAUCGUAGCUGCGCUUAAUGGUGAAGACAAAGAUGAAUUGACUAGUAAAACAUUUUACGAUAAACAUUUAGCAUGGUUCGGUGGUCGAAAACUUGAUCCUGAAGUUAUGGAAAUUGCUCGAGGAUCGUACCAAAGAAAAGGUGGAUAUGAGGAUGGAAUUAGAGGAAAAGGAUACAUUAUCAAUGCUAUGGAAGCUGCUUUAUGGGCAUUUUGGAGUGAAGACUCGUUUGAGAAAGGUAUACUUAAUGCAGUGAAUCUAGGCGAUGAUACAGAUACAACUGCAGCUAUCUAUGGUCAAUUGGCUGGUGCUCAUUACGGAUACAAGAAAAUACCCGGAAAAUGGUUGAAGUCUAUUUAUGCUAAAGAUUUUAUUCGUUGCAUAAGCAGUUGGAUCACCUAUGAAGGGGAAAAAUGGUUUAGAAAACAAUCUAAUUUAGGUUCCGGUGAAACAAUAAAUUCUGUAAAUAACAAGCCGUCCAAUGCGGAACCGAAUGUCUUUAAAGCUUCGAUGAAAAGCUUAAUUGUAAAAACUGAAAGUUCAUCGAUUGGAACUAUAACUUCAAGUACCGUUCAACGAAAGGGAAUUAAUCCUGUUGGUCAUAUAGGAUGUCUGUAUGAUGGAUGGCGAGAUCAUCUUAUAGAAUCGUCGAAUAUCAAUUUGAAUAUAAAGGAAAGUUCUUCAUAUCCAUGGGGAAAAUGUAUGAUAAAAAUUGGUGACAAACUUGAAAAUCGAAACAUUCUUCAACUAAUUGAUUUUCCUACUGACCUCAGAUUGAGUGUGUUAUCAGAUUUGGUUAUACCGGAGGGUAUUGCUGCAGUGAUCAAUUAUCCCUAUGAAAUCGAUGAAUACACUCGCAUCUUUUAUUAUACAUAUCUGCUACACAUGUCAUCACCGCAAUAG
This is a messenger RNA of Rotaria sp. Silwood2, 1323 nucleotides long. Lineage: Eukaryota; Metazoa; Rotifera; Eurotatoria; Philodinida; Philodinidae. The record is from the annotation of a GenBank genome assembly.